AAAUUUUAUUGAACGUUUACAAAAGCAGCAGUGUUCGGUGAAAGGACGGUGGUCUUUUUCGUUUCAACAAAAAGUAGCUGAUUGCAAACGAAAUUCUUUUCCGUAUUAAUUCUUAAACAAAGAACAAAAUGAAUGAAGAAUACGAUGCAAUUGUUUUGGGAACCGGUCUAAAGGAGUGCAUUUUAAGUGGUAUGCUUUCCGUGUCUGGCAAGAAGGUAUUGCAUAUCGACCGAAACAAGUACUAUGGUGGUGAAUCGGCUUCUAUAACACCUUUGGAAGAACUUUUCCAACGUUUUAAUAUCGAGGUCCCCGGUGAUAAAUAUGGGCGCGGCCGCGAUUGGAACGUGGACUUAAUUCCAAAAUUCUUAAUGGCUAAUGGACAGCUGGUAAAAUUGUUAAUACAUACGGGCGUCACCCGUUACCUCGAAUUUAAGUCCAUCGAGGGUAGUUACGUCUAUAAGGGAGGAAAAAUUGCAAAGGUUCCCGUUGAUCAAAAGGAAGCUUUGGCAUCCGAUUUAAUGGGAAUGUUUGAAAAACGACGUUUUCGAAACUUCUUAAUUUAUGUCCAAGAUUUUAAAGAAGAUGAUCCAAAGACCUGGAAGGACUUUGAUCCUGUCAAAUCGAAUAUGCAAGCCCUAUACGACAAAUUCGGAUUGGACAAGAACACACAAGAUUUUACUGGACAUGCGUUGGCGUUAUUCCGGGAUGAUGAAUACUUGAACGAGCCAGCCGUUAAAACCAUUCAGCGUAUUAAAUUGUAUUCAGAUUCUUUGGCUAGAUAUGGAAAAUCACCAUAUCUCUACCCCAUGUAUGGUUUGGGCGAAUUGCCACAAGGCUUUGCUCGUCUGUCGGCCAUUUAUGGCGGAACAUACAUGUUGGACAAGCCUAUUGAUGAAAUUGUCUUGGGUGAGGGUGGCAAGGUCGUUGGAGUUCGUUCCGGUGACGAAGUUGCUAAAUGCAAACAGGUCUAUUGCGACCCAAGCUAUGUUCCAGAUAAAGUACGAAAGAAGGGCCAAGUUAUACGCUGCAUUUGUUUGUUGGACCAUCCAAUUGGUAAUACUAAAGAUGCUUUGUCCACACAAAUUAUCAUUCCACAAAAACAAGUCGGUCGCAAAUCAGAUAUUUAUGUUUCGUUGGUUAGCCAUGCCCAUCAAGUUGCUGCCAAAGGCUGGUUUGUCGGUAUGGUAUCUACAACUGUAGAAACCGAUCAACCAGAAAAUGAAAUUAAGCCAGGAUUGGACCUAUUAGAACCUAUUGCACAAAAGUUCAUUUCGAUCUCCGACUAUUUUGAACCCAUUGACAAUGGUAACGAUUCUCAAAUUUUUAUUUCGGAAUCUUACGAUGCUACUACACACUUUGAAACAACUUGCCUCGAUGUUUUGGAUAUUUUUAAGCGAGGUACAGGCGAAGAUUUCGAUUUCUCCAAGAUUAAGCACGAAUUGGGCGAUGAGGAUCAGUAAAUUUCUAGAUACAUUCUAUUACAACACA
Messenger RNA from Musca vetustissima, 1488 nucleotides. RefSeq names its product rab GDP dissociation inhibitor alpha (gene Gdi). Bases 129 to 1460 code for a protein of 443 amino acids. Gene Ontology annotation, molecular function: Rab GDP-dissociation inhibitor activity. The transcript is spliced from 3 exons. The record is from RefSeq and is a predicted model, not a curated record. Gene Ontology annotation, biological process: protein transport; small GTPase-mediated signal transduction; vesicle-mediated transport. NCBI's taxonomy places the organism in Eukaryota, Metazoa, Arthropoda, Insecta, Diptera, Muscidae. Gene Ontology annotation, cellular component: cytoplasm.